This is a messenger RNA of Paramacrobiotus metropolitanus, 1604 nucleotides long. RefSeq lists its product as uncharacterized. The record is from RefSeq and is a predicted model, not a curated record. Gene Ontology annotation, molecular function: G protein-coupled peptide receptor activity. Gene Ontology annotation, cellular component: membrane. Gene Ontology annotation, biological process: neuropeptide signaling pathway. The transcript has 4 exons. Lineage: Eukaryota; Metazoa; Tardigrada; Eutardigrada; Parachela; Macrobiotidae. The coding region runs from base 269 to 1447 and encodes 392 amino acids.
UGCAAUGCUGCGAUUUAACACUAUCCACACCGCAGCCUACUACUUCCAGUGAUAAAAAACUGCAUCGAUAUUUAUCAGCAUGGUUUAUCUGUGUGAUCGGUGUCCUAUGCGACAGCCAGCAUUCCGGUAGUAGAAGUAUGGCAACAAGUGCGCUUAUAUUCGAUCGGCACUAAACGCUGACACAUUGCCGGUAGUACGGAAUUCGUUGCUGAUAUUUAGCACAAACCGGAUUCUAUUACUAACAUUAUUUCGACAUUUUUCCUGUAAAAUGGCUGAAUUAUUUGAGUUCACCAACACCAACAGCAAUGAUUACUCCAACUAUCUCAACUACCAGCCCGAACCCAAAACCCUGGACGUCACUCCCCGACAGAUCCUGGCCUUGGUGGUGGUGGCGGUGGCCAGUGUCCUGUCCAUCCUGCUAAACAGUAUUUUAUUCUGCGGAUGUCUGCUGGUCCAACGGCCCAAAGUGGGCUUCGAUGUGCUGGUGAUGAAUCUGCUGCUGGUUAACUUUUGUUUAACGGUUUUCAUCUAUCCCUACGACGUGGUCUCCUAUAUUGUCCUGAAUAAGGCCUGGCCUUUCGCUGAAUUCUACUGCCAUGUUAGCACAUUCUUCACAUCGUUCCUCCCAUUUGUUGGCUGCUGGAAUGUCUCUAUUAUGGCACUUCAGCAGUUCUUCUCCCUACUGACCAUGGUGCUCGAUUGUGUGCCAAGUUCGAAAAGCAAGACCACGGCUGUGCUGCAGAAAUUUGCUCCCACGGUCCUGGUAUGGUUACAUGGCUUUGGAAUACACUGUCCUAUAGCUUACUCAUUGUGGACCGUACAAACAGGACCAUUGACGUGUGCCUUGGAAGGUGAAAAUGGAUUGCUUCAUGACAGUAUUUGGUACUUUUGGAUCCCGCUGUCGGCCAGCGUCUUUGGCCUGAUCGCCAUCGUGAUCGUGGCUUUCGCCACACUGACCCGCAUCCCCGCCGUCGAUCAGACCAACCACCACUUCGACCCGGUCGUCCACUGGUCGCAACACAGCCCCACCCAGGUGGACAGCGCCAACGCCUUCUUCGACCCAACCGCGCUGGAUGUCGGCCUGAUUGUGCCCGAUCACGACGAUCAUGAGCCGCCCUCCCCACGGACGGACGCCGAGCGAAAUCCCUACGGAAACCGUAGUACGACGGCACCCGCCGUGGAACCCGUACCGGCGGAGAUUACGUUGCACAGUCUUAAGGUCACCCUGUUACUGACGGGGACGUUGGCGGUGUUCACCGGACCGUAUGCGCUGUUCCUGAUGAUCUUCCAUUUUAACCUGCACAAUCCCGAAACGCCGCUGGAAGUGUGGUUCUGGGAUGUGGGCUUCACGUUGAUGUGCUGCAAAGCGCUGGCCGAACCGCUGCUGCUGCUUAUGUUCGCCAAAUACCGGAAGGCGGCGGCAUUCUGGACCUGGCGCAAGCGCUAACAGUUACGUAAUAUUAAAUGCGAAACUGAUAUUGUGUAAAUACUGGAUGGUUUUUUGGGAGUGUGUGGAACUGUGGAUGCUAUCGAGCUAAAAAUCAAGAUCGCAUUUUUGAAAACCAAAGUCUGUCGAAUUUACGUAGGCACCAUGAAAAAAAAAA